Messenger RNA from Fomitiporia mediterranea MF3/22, 456 nucleotides. RefSeq lists its product as uncharacterized. The record is from RefSeq and is a predicted model, not a curated record. The coding region runs from base 1 to 456 and encodes 151 amino acids. Lineage: Eukaryota; Fungi; Basidiomycota; Agaricomycetes; Hymenochaetales; Hymenochaetaceae. The transcript is spliced from 2 exons.
AUGGUGAUGCAGCGUCAGAGUUGGGUCUUCUCUACCAUAUUGGAAUAUCCUAAAGCCUUUGCUCAACGCGAACGAAAGGAAAACGCUAUAGGACUUGAUAUGUACGCCCUGACCUGCCGUCACCAGCCAGCAGCACCUGUCGAUUUCGACGCCGACGAAGACGCAGUCCUCCUCCAUGGCUGGCGCAAGCACCCGAACCUGCAGGGUUGGAUGGAACGGCUCUACCGCGAGAAGGGUGGCGUCCAUAAGUACUUUAAUAACGUCAACCUUAUGCUGACUACUGAAGACCUCGACCAACUGGAGGCCGACGUCCGGGCACGCAGGCUGCCACACACGGAAGGCUUUUUCUUCGGCGUAAGCACCAGCGAGGAUGAGGAAGACGACCUCCUGUUCAUCACCAAGGCGCGUGAAGCGCUGAAGGCAGGGUUGUUCGUGUUCUACGACUCUUGGUGGUAG